GCAGUCUCAGGCGCCGCAUCAGGGGCGUCCCGGCACGGAGGGGAGGGGGCGUCUGGAGCGGCAGGGAGAGGUGUUUCCCCCCUCCCCCGCGGAGGGAUAUCCUCGGCGCGCUCGGAGCGCUGUGACCGCACCAAAAUAUUGGGAGUUAAGAGGCGGCUUGGUGGCGCCGCCGGCUCAGAAGCGCGCGGGCAGGCACGGCGGCGUCUAGGCUCCUGCGCCCGCCACGGCUCCACUGCGGCGCCCAGCGCGCUCCCCGCCGCGACGGUCCCCGCAGGGGCGGGUUUCACGCGCAGCUCCACAGCUUCUGGACCCGCCUGCUUCCGCGGAGGACUCUAAUUUUGCCCGUGCGUCCCUGAAGCCCUGAGCGGCUCUUGGCAGUUAGAAGGAGGAGAGCGGGAGCGGCUUCUUCGGCAACUGUCUUUCGCCAGAGGACUCGGUGCGACCGUCGCGAGGAUCUGUGCCGGCGGGGACCUUAGAGGACUCUGUCGUUUAGCGUUCCCAGCUGAGGAAGGAGCCGCGCAGAAGACUUCCAGCGGCGAGCCGCCCCCAGCCGGCUCCGGAGAGAGGAGAGCCGCGUCGCACCGCCGAGCUCUGAGUCGGGAGGACGCCGGCGGUGCCACCGCGGGGGACUCGCUGUCCCCCCGCCUCGGAAGAUGUUGCUCUCCAAGUUCGGCUCGCUGGCUCACAUCUGCAGCCCCACUAGCAUGGACCACUUGCCGGUGAAGAUCCUCCAGCCAGUGAAAGUGGAGAAGGAGCCUUUCGACAAAGUGUACCAGGUGGGCUCCGUUCUUGGCAGUGGGGGCUUCGGCACCGUCUAUGCGGGGAACAGGAUCGCCGACGGCUUGCCGGUCGCCGUGAAGCAUGUGGUGAAGGAGAGGGUAACCGAGUGGGGCACGAUUAGCGGCGUUAUGGUGCCCCUGGAGAUCGUCCUCCUGAAGAAGGUGGGGUCCGGCUUCAGAGGGGUCAUCAAGCUGCUGGACUGGUAUGAACGGCCAGACGGCUACCUGAUUAUCAUGGAGCGGCCCGAGCUGGUGAAGGACCUGUUCGACUUCAUCACGGAGAAGGGUGCCCUGGAUGAGGAGACGGCCCGCGGGUUCUUCCGGCAGGUGCUGGAGGCAGUGCGCCACUGCUACGGUUGCGGUGUGGUGCACCGGGAUAUCAAGGACGAAAACCUGCUAGUUGACCUCAGGACAGGCGAGCUGAAGCUCAUCGACUUUGGCUCAGGGGCCCUCCUCAAGGACACAGUGUAUACCGAUUUCGAUGGAACAAGAGUAUAUAGCCCUCCAGAGUGGAUCAGAUACCACAGAUACCAUGGGAGGUCAGCAACGGUAUGGUCUCUGGGAGUUCUGCUGUAUGACAUGGUUUGUGGAGACAUCCCCUUUGAGCAAGAUGAAGAAAUCUUGAGGGGCAGAUUAUACUUCAGGAGAAGAAUUUCACCUGAAUGUCAACAAUUGAUCAAAUGGUGCCUUUCACUGAGGCCUUCAGACAGACCAACACUUGAGCAAAUAUUUGACCAUCAAUGGAUGCACAAAUCUGAAGUAGUAAAGUCUGAGGACUGUGACAUAAGGCUACGGACCCUUGAUACUGAUGUAUCUAGCACAAGUUCAAGUAAUGAGAGUCUGUGAAUUACUAAGGACCUCGCACUGGGAGGGGAGCUACAAGCAGAGACCACAGUGCUGCUGCCAAUACGUAGAAGGGGCUAGAAAAAUGCAUUCAUUAUUCUGUAGUUGAAUAUUUGUCUGAGGGACUUGAUUUUAUUUUCCCCCUUUGCUGGUUUCUGCUUUGGAAUGAGAGAUUUCCUUUGGAAACGCUGAAGUUUGGGAGUUGCAGGCCAGUACUUAGUCAAUGACUGACCUUAUUAAGAAAGCAGUGACCUCUUGAAUACAUGGUAAACUUUUUUGCUCUCAUAGAGCCUGGACUAGAUUUUAUUUGCUUUUGAGUGCCUUUUUGAAAGCUGCUUCAGUGGGACUUUCUUUUUUGAGCUGUGUAUGUCCAAAGAAGAUCCAGUUCAUUAUAGAAUUUGCUUCCUUUAGACUCAGUACUGGGGGAAGCAGCUCCUAUGAUGCAUUGGAAAACGUGUUCGGUGAUUGAAUGAAGUAGUCCCAUCCACUGGUGAUGGAAUACUUGAACACAGACAUUUCACUCCUGCCCCCAGCCCUUUCCAAAUCCAACCCACCUCUGCUGCUUGAAAUGUUUCCUAUAGCCUGCACAGAAAUAUGAACAGGUAUAUCAGCUUUUUUUUUUUAUCAGAAACAUUUAUUCAUGUUUCCUUUUAUCAUCUCUACCCUUGGGCAUGAGAGGCCCCUGUCUCAACUCCCCCUGGCCUUUUGUCACCCUGCGAGUCUUAAAGUAUGUAUGGGCAUGUUGAAUGCACAAUCAAUGCAAUAUUCAAAGACUUUUACUUUUUUUUUCCAUACCUGUAUAAUGUGUUUAUGUAAACUUGUUGGGGGUUUUUUGUUUGUUUGUUUUUGUUUGAUUGUUUUUUUUCCCGCAUACUAUACAGUUAUUUAUUGUUUGGAGUUUAGAGAAGACCUCCCACAGAUUUCAGCUGUGGCUAUUUAUUUGGUUAAUUUAUUUGGUUAGAGUUAUUCAACACUGUGCUUUCCCUUCUCCCCAUGGGAAUUCUAGUGGUUUGCCCAUGGCACUUUUUUCUGCAUUCCUGUCAACUUUUCUUUUCUUUGUGUUGGGGUUUUUAGUUGGUUGGGAUUUAUUUUUUUUUAAAGACAAAUUAUUUCUGACCUUCAGAUUUUGUUGGAAGAUGGAAAAUUGUUGUACAAAGUCUAACUUAAGGGAAAUAGAAUGACUUUUUAAAGUUAGUCAGUAUGCCUUUUGUCUGGUAUUAAUGUACCAGAAAUGUAAAGUAAUGCUGUUUGGAAGGGUUUUAAAUUAUUGACAUUGUACAGUCUCCGUGCAUUGGCUCUGGAAGGUGGAGUGGCAGAGUCAUAAACCUUAAUUUAUUUUAAUAGCUGUGUUUUCUGUGAUCUGGUUGCAUUUAUGCAGCUUGGAUUUUGAUUUUUUUUCUUCUGUUUAACAGUGUGAAAUGUAUGGAGAUCAUAUUUUUUAUACAGGUAUUUCAAUUAAACUUUUUUUGUAUAUAAAA
Messenger RNA from Pogoniulus pusillus (Red-fronted tinkerbird), 3100 nucleotides. RefSeq names its product Pim-3 proto-oncogene, serine/threonine kinase (gene PIM3). Gene Ontology annotation, cellular component: cytoplasm. The record is from RefSeq and is a predicted model, not a curated record. The coding region runs from base 654 to 1625 and encodes 323 amino acids. Gene Ontology annotation, biological process: negative regulation of apoptotic process; regulation of mitotic cell cycle; protein autophosphorylation. The transcript has 6 exons. NCBI's taxonomy places the organism in Eukaryota, Metazoa, Chordata, Aves, Piciformes, Lybiidae. Gene Ontology annotation, molecular function: ATP binding; protein serine/threonine kinase activity.